CGCCAGCUCGCACACCACCAUGCUCACUCCCGCAGUCGCUCGCGCUGCCCGCGCCGCACCCAAGCAUGUCCGCGCCCUCGCCACGGUCGCCGACUCGAAGCCUCAGCAGCUCAAGGAGUUCUCGAUCUACCGCUGGAACCCGGACAAGCCCGCCGAGAAGCCGUACCUGCAGAAGUACUCGAUCGACAUGAACAAGUGCGGGCCCAUGGUGCUCGACGCCAUCCUCAAGAUCAAGAACGAGCUCGACCCGACCCUGACGUUCCGCCGCUCGUGCCGCGAGGGCAUCUGCGGGUCGUGCGCCAUGAACAUUGACGGCGUCAACACGCUCGCGUGCCUCAAGCGCAUCGAGAAGGACUCGAAGGACGUCAAGAUCUACCCCCUGCCGCACAUGUAUGUCAUCAAGGACCUCGUGCCCGACAUGACCCAGUUCUACAAGCAGUACAAGUCGAUCCAGCCGUACCUCCAGGCCGAGAAGCCGGCCGACGGGCGGGAGCACCUCCAGUCGAAGGAGGACCGCCUCAAGCUCGACGGCAUGUACGAGUGCAUCCUCUGCGCGUGCUGCUCGACGUCGUGCCCGUCGUACUGGUGGAACCAGGACCAGUACCUCGGCCCGGCCGUCCUCAUGCAGGCGUACCGCUGGGUCGCCGACUCGCGUGACACGCAGACGGCGGCACGCCUCGAGAAGCUCGCCAACCCGUUCUCGCUGUACCGCUGCCACACCAUCUUCAACUGCACCAAGACGUGCCCCAAGGGCCUCAACCCAGCCCAAAGCAUAGCUCGCCUCAAGCAGGCCAUGGCCCAGGCCUGAGCGGCUCUCGUCUACCCUCUCGCGUGCCCCUCUCUACCUCUCGUACUGUCUCUCAUUGUGCAAUGUCCCACUUUCGUGCCCCAGCA
Molecule: messenger RNA, 894 nt
Organism: Rhodotorula graminis WP1
Lineage: Eukaryota; Fungi; Basidiomycota; Microbotryomycetes; Sporidiobolales; Sporidiobolaceae
Exons: 9
Coding region: 20-808 (262 amino acids)
Biological process (GO): tricarboxylic acid cycle; respiratory electron transport chain; aerobic respiration
Cellular component (GO): mitochondrial membrane
Molecular function (GO): 2 iron, 2 sulfur cluster binding; electron transfer activity
Source: RefSeq, a predicted model, not a curated record